CCGGGCCCGGAGUCUUGCCAGACCGCCUGGGUUUAGCAGCCACGUGAGUUCUCCGUGGCUGCUACGGAGUUCUCCUUACACGCAAGGUGGGCAGCAUGUCGGCGGCAGCGGCGGCUCGAAAACGCGGAAGGUCGGCCUCGGGGGCCGGGGCCGGUGCAGGGGCCGGCAAGCGGCGGCGGAAGGCGGAUUCUGCCGGGGAGAAGGGCAAGUCCAAGGGAGGCGGCAAGAUGAAUGAGGAGAUCUCCAGCGACUCCGAGAGUGAGAGCCUAGCUCCCAGGAGGACUGAGGAGGAAGAGGAGGAGGAGCUGGAGGAGACAGCCCAGGAAAAGAAGCUGCGCUUGGCCAAACUCUACUUGGAGCAGCUCAGGCAACAAGAGGAGGAGAAGGCUGAGGCCCAGGCAUUUGAGGAGGACCAGGUGGCAGGGCGCCUGAAGGAGGACGUGCUCGAGCAGAGAGGCAGGCUGCAGAAGUCGGUGGCAAAGGAGAUUCAGGCCCCAGCCCCGGCUGACAUCCAAGUCUUGCGGGGGCACCAGCUCUCCAUCACAUGCGUGGUCAUCACCCCUGACGAUUCAGCCAUCUUCUCUGCUGCCAAAGACUGCACCAUUAUCAAGUGGAGUGUUGAGAGCAGACGGAAGCUUCAUGUGAUCCCACGAGCCAAGAAGGGUGUGGAGGGGCAGCCCCCUGGCCACGGCAGCCACAUCCUCUGCAUGGCCAUCUCCUCUGACGGCAAGUACCUUGCCUCGGGUGACCGUAGCAAGCUCAUUUUCAUUUGGGAGGCCCAGAGCUGCCGGCACCUGUACACUUUCACGGGACACCGGGAUGCUGUGUCGGGGCUGGCCUUCCGCAGAGGCACCCACCAGCUCUACAGCACGUCCCACGACCGCUCUGUGAAGGUGUGGAAUGUGGCGGAGAACUCCUAUGUGGAGACACUCUUUGGACACCAGGACUCCGUGGCCGCGCUGGAUGCCCUGAGCAGGGAGUGCUGCGUGACGGCCGGGGGCCGAGACGGGACGGUGCGCGUGUGGAAGAUCCCGGAGGAGUCCCAGCUUGUCUUCUAUGGCCACCAGGGCUCCAUCGACAGCAUCCAGCUCAUCAAUGAGGAGCACAUGGUGUCGGGUGCAGAUGAUGGCUCUGUGGCCUUGUGGGGCCUCUCUAAGAAGCGGCCACUUGCCCUGCAGCGUGAGGCCCAUGGGCUGCGGGGGGAACCAGGCCUGGAGCAGCCCUUCUGGGUGUCAUCGGUGGCAGCCCUUCUCAACACGGACCUUGUGGCUACAGGCUCCCACAGCUCUUGCGUGCGACUCUGGCAGUGUGGGGAGGGCUUCCGACGGCUUGACCCUCUCUGUGACAUUCCCUUGGUGGGCUUCAUCAAUAGCCUCAAGUUCUCCACCUCUGGGGAUUUCCUGGUGGCUGGGGUGGGGCAGGAGCACAGGCUUGGCCGCUGGUGGCGCAUCAAAGAGGCUCGGAACUCCGUCUGCAUCAUCCCCCUCCGCAGGGCC
Messenger RNA from Panthera uncia (snow leopard), 1496 nucleotides. RefSeq names its product ribosomal RNA processing 9, U3 small nucleolar RNA binding protein (gene RRP9). Gene Ontology annotation, cellular component: small-subunit processome. The transcript is spliced from 15 exons. The record is from RefSeq and is a predicted model, not a curated record. Lineage: Eukaryota; Metazoa; Chordata; Mammalia; Carnivora; Felidae. The annotation marks the transcript as partial. Gene Ontology annotation, molecular function: snoRNA binding; protein binding.